Molecule: messenger RNA, 744 nt
Organism: Ochotona curzoniae (black-lipped pika)
Lineage: Eukaryota; Metazoa; Chordata; Mammalia; Lagomorpha; Ochotonidae
Gene: MBL2
Product: mannose binding lectin 2
Exons: 4
Coding region: 1-744 (247 amino acids)
Biological process (GO): surfactant homeostasis; positive regulation of phagocytosis
Cellular component (GO): multivesicular body; rough endoplasmic reticulum
Source: RefSeq, a predicted model, not a curated record
AUGUUCCUGUUCCCAUCACUCCCUCUUCUGCUGCUGAGUGUGGUGGCAGCCUCUUAUUCAGAAACCGUAUUUGAAGAGCAUAGUCAAAACAACUGCCCCAUGAUUGCUUGUCAUUCUCCAGGCAUAAAUGGCUUCCCCGGCAGAGAUGGACGUGAUGGCCCAAAGGGAGAAAAGGGAGAACCAGGUCAAGGGCUCAGAGGCUUGCAGGGCCCUCCUGGGAAGAUGGGGCCUCCAGGAAACCCAGGUGCCCCUGGGUUACCAGGUGCCGUGGGCCAAAAAGGAGACCCUGGCGAAAGUCGCGAAUGUGCUACUACGGCAUCCAGUUCCACAAUAGAAGCUCUGCAAGCAGAAUUAGAGCGUAUCAAAAACUGGUUGUUCUUCUCUUUGGGCAAAAAAGCUGGGAACAAAUUCUUCUUGAAUUAUCAUGAAAUGAUGACCCUUGAUAAAGCCAAAGCCCUGUGUGCCCAAUUUGAGGCCUCGGUGGCCACUCCCCAAAAUGCUGCUGAGAACAAAGCAAUCCAGCAUGUGAUCCACGAAAACGCGAUCAUAGGAAUUACAGACAGUGCAGCUGAAGGCCUGUUUCAGUAUCUGAAUGGAAGCACAAUCAACUACAAGAACUGGAAUGAGCAUGAGCCUAAUGAUGCUGACUCUGGGGAAGACUGCACAGUCAUCAUGCCAAAUGGCAAGUGGAAUGACGUGCCUUGCUCCUCCCCCGCUUAUGUGGUCUGCGAGUUCUCUGUCUGA